Messenger RNA from Cylindrotheca closterium, 693 nucleotides. Lineage: Eukaryota; Bacillariophyta; Bacillariophyceae; Bacillariales; Bacillariaceae. The record is from the annotation of a GenBank genome assembly.
AUGCAUCCAGGCGCUCUUGUCGGCAAGAUGGAGGCUCUUCAGCAAAUGUCCCAGCUGCAACCUCAGCAACAACAGCAACCACAACAAACACAGCCAGCUGGUGCCCAUAGUUCCAUGAGCACUUUUGCAACUCCAAUGUUUGGAAGUAGUAGUAUUAGUAGGGACAACAGCACCAGCAAUAGAAUGGCACCACGCCGCAUGGCGCGAACUCCCUUUCGUCGGACGCGCAACAAGCUGAAGCUCAAACAAAAGUCAAGAAUCUCAUCCUUCAUUCCAGAAUCCUCGCUGCACGAGUAUGCCCGAUGGGUCGAAGACAGGGGUUCGGAGCGGACCGAACAAGAACAGAAAUUUCUAUGGAAGUAUCAAAAGCGGCGAUUGAUUCAACAAGACAAGCUGUCUACGGAAACUCUCAAAGAUUAUGUCAGUCGGCUCUUGCAAAAAGAAGAACGCACCGACGCAGAAAAUCGUUUGGUUCGGCAAUACCAUCGUCGAGCUAGACGCAAGCUCAAGGAUGGAAAUGAAGAAACACAACUUGUGGUUUGGAAGCGCGUACGACCCAACAGGGCUGUUGGUGUUGCUCAAUCAGCUAGUACCACUAACAACGCAUUGACGGUUCAAAUGGCUUCCUUGAAGGAAAGCAUGGACAAGAUGGGUCUGUCGGCCCAAAAGUUGCGAGAUGCCAAGAUGGAUUGA